AUGGUCCAAGCAUUCCAUAUUCAUACCAUCAAAAUUAAGAGUAGUGAAGCCAUCAAGAGAGAUGAACAACGAAAUUUUGCAGAGGCUCUCAAACAAUAUGCCGCAUGUUUUUUAGCUCUCGGACAAGUCCUGAAAGAAGAAACACUCUAUGAAGAAUUGAAAACGAAUGCACAAACGUACAAACAAGUGGUGCAAGCCGUGAAGAUUACGAAAAUGUGUUUUGAACGAGUGAGUGAUAUUAUUGAAAAGGAAGUUCCAAAUGCAGCAAAUAACAAUAAUUCAUCAUCAUCCUCUUCGCCACCAAAUAUUGGAGGAAGUGGAGGAUCAUCCGCUUCCAUGAAUCACAACAACAUGACUCCACUCCAAAUGCCUCUGACCAUGUCCACCUCGUUUUAUGGUGCCACUGGCAGUAAUAGUUCGUCAUCGGGAUUAAUGACCUCUCUGACACCUCCAACUACCACCAGUGGUUCAACCAUGCAAUCACUCACAAAUUCAUCACUUGGUUCUGUUUCAGGAGGAAGUAAUUCGUCGUUGAGAUCAUCGACUUCUUUUGCUUAUCCAUUUGGAGUAUCCUCGACGAUGUAUAGCAGCACAACCCACUCACAGGGUUUGAACAAUAAUUCAUCGCCUUCACCAUUCAAUGCAACAUCUUCAUCCACACCAACAUCCCUCACAGCAUCCAAUUCGUUCAAUAACGUGUCCUUCCAAUCAUCCAUUUCUACUGCUUCGAACGCCUCCUUAAACUCGUCAUCGUUCAUGGCACAACCCUCUUCUCCCACUUUAACAGCCAUUUCAAAAUCAAAUAAUCCUCUAUCCAAGUCCAUGAUUGUCUCCUCUUCCACAAAUUCAACCUUUUACUCAAAUAGAAAGAGUGUUGAACUCUCGUCACCUAACAUUCAAUUUCAACCACCUCCAGGUGCAACAUUCAACACUCGGGCCCCAUCACCUGAGGCCUACAAACCAUCCUUGAGCGAAGUGACAUCUUUCGGUCUCGAUCCUGCAGAGCUUUCAGCAAAAGAAAAACGGAAAAGUCUUUCUCUUCAAGCAUUGGAGGGUGAUGGUGCUGAUGUGACUCGAGAAGGUGACAAUGCAUGGUCGAAAUUUGUUCGAACCAAAUUUAUAACCAAUUAUCACAAGGAGAGAACAUUCAAGACUCGAGACGAAUUGUUUGAUAGGGAACUAUUGGCUUUGGAAUCGGCUGCAGAUCAAUGGGAACGUAUUCGCUCACAUAUCUUGAACAUAACAGAUCUCAUUUCACAACAUCCAAUUAACAACUUGUUGAUUUAUUUUACUCAGAAAUUCAAUGAAGAAUUUCAAGUGAAAGAAGAUACUGUAUGGUUGAGUGUACACGAUGCCAAUAAGCAAAUUUCUGAAUUGGCCAGUGCUAUCGUUGUUGAGCUCACUCCAUUAUGGGCCUGUUUACAAAUGGCAGAAUUACGUCAUUAUGUCACUAAAGCUCUCACAGAAGGUAUUGUCAAGAGAGUGUACCGUACACUCGUGGAGGUUUAUGAAACGCAGCAGCAAAAUAAGACCAUUGAGGAAAAGUUAAAUGCUAUUGGAAUUGUGACAUUACAAGAUUUGGGAGUAGACGACGCAGCCAUUAUUGAAGCUAGCGAUAGUUUUGAACCGGCCAUUCAAAUUCUGGAUAAUAUUAAUGUAGGGAAAACACCAUACGCAGCCAUUGACUCUCUCGUUGCCAUGUACGCCAAAGUUAUUGAACUUGUGAACAAUGUCUCUAAUUUUGAUACCAUCUCAGACACGACACUUUAUGGAUUGAUGCUCUACAUUAUUCAAUUAUCAAACACACAAAAUCUUCCAAGUACCCUUAAUUUAAUUCAUGACUAUGUGCAAUAUGAGGAAUUAUCUCAAGACGAGAAGGACAUUAUUUCCUUGUUGGAGAAUGUGAUUGACUGGGCUAAUCAAUUUGAAGUGUAA
Messenger RNA from Naegleria fowleri, 1935 nucleotides. RefSeq lists its product as uncharacterized. The transcript has a single exon. Bases 1 to 1935 code for a protein of 644 amino acids. NCBI's taxonomy places the organism in Eukaryota, Heterolobosea, Eutetramitea, Acrasida, Naegleriidae. The record is from RefSeq and is a predicted model, not a curated record.